CAUCAACACACCAUGGCGAUCCCCUUAGCUAAGCUCCUGAUCUCCUUCAUGACGAUCUUCAUCCUCGUCUCCGCCUCGUUCGCGACCUCGGAAAUGCCGUUCAUGGUGGUCCACAAAAAAGCUACUCUCAACAGGCUCAAAUCUGGCGCCGAGCGUGUCCUCGUCUCCUUCGAUAUCUACAAUCAAGGAUCUGCGACGGCGUAUGAUGUGACUCUGAUUGAUAAGGGCUGGGUUAAGACGAAAUUUGAACUUGUUAAUGGAAACACGUCAAGAACAUGGGAGAGACUUGAUGCAGGAGGUAUUCUGUCUCAUUCUUUUGAAUUAGAGGCUAAGGUUAAAGGAGUCUUCUAUGGUGCUCCUGCUCUUGUUACUUUCCGUGUCCCCACUAAGGCUGUUCUACUGGAAGCUUACUCAACUCCAAUACUACCACCUUUAGACAUCCUCGCAGUCAUACCUCCAAUAGACCCCUUGGCCUUGGCCAAGAGGAUACUGGCGAAAUAUGGAUCGCUUGUUUCAGUGAUCUCCAUGGUGGUUUUGUUCGUUUACUUGGUAGCAACACCUUCAAAGCCCAAUGCAGCGAAAGCGGGCAGCAAGAAGAAACGUUAAGUUCGUUGAAUGAAGUUGAGAAAGGUUGUGUUAAACAGAUAAACACAGUUUCAAAACUUGUAAGAAUCGUAGAACACACUUUAACGUUCGUGUCGCAGAGUACUUUUUUUUAAGGUUAUUUUGUUCUGCGUAAUAACAUCUUUUUGAAGGUCUAUUUUACUUUGAUUCUGCCUGGUUUAUUCUGCAUUCUCUUUUUGUCAUAUUCAAGUUUAAUUGCCUAUUUGCCAUGUAUCCUGUUUAAUAUGCAUAGCCGUUUUUGUAGAAUUUGAACUGGUUAUGGUCUUUAGCUUCAUGAGUUUGCUU
Messenger RNA from Eruca vesicaria subsp. sativa (arugula), 909 nucleotides. NCBI's taxonomy places the organism in Eukaryota, Viridiplantae, Streptophyta, Magnoliopsida, Brassicales, Brassicaceae. The record is from the annotation of a GenBank genome assembly.